Orycteropus afer afer is the source of this 831-nucleotide messenger RNA. RefSeq names its product activating transcription factor 5 (gene ATF5). The transcript is spliced from 2 exons. Gene Ontology annotation, cellular component: nucleus. Lineage: Eukaryota; Metazoa; Chordata; Mammalia; Tubulidentata; Orycteropodidae. Gene Ontology annotation, molecular function: RNA polymerase II transcription regulatory region sequence-specific DNA binding; DNA-binding transcription activator activity, RNA polymerase II-specific. The record is from RefSeq and is a predicted model, not a curated record. The coding region runs from base 1 to 831 and encodes 276 amino acids. Gene Ontology annotation, biological process: regulation of transcription by RNA polymerase II.
AUGUCACUCCUGGCGACCCUGGGGCUGGAGCUGGACAGGACCCUGCUCCCAGCUAGCGGGCUGGGCUGGCUCGUAGACUAUGGGAAACUCCCCCUGGCCCCUGCCCCUCUGGGCCCCUAUGAGGUCCUUGGGGGAGCCCUGGAGGGCGGGCUUCCAGGGGGAGGAGAGCCCCUGGCAGGUGACGGCUUCUCUGACUGGAUGACUGAGCGGGUUGACUUCACAGCCCUCCUCCCUCUGGAGCCCCCCUUACCCCCCGGUGCCCUUUCCCCACCUUCCCCACCCCCACCUGACCUAGAAGCCAUGGCCUCCCUUCUCAAGAAGGAGCUGGAGCAGAUGGAAGACUUCUUCCUUGAUGCCCCGCUCCUCCCGCCGCCCUCCCCACCUCCGCCACCCCCACAAGCUCCUCCUCUCCCGCUCCCCACCUUUGACUUCCCUCAGCCCCCUGCCCUGGAUACCCUCGACUUGCUGGCUAUCUAUUGCCGCAGCGAGACUGGGCAAGGAGAUGCUGUGGGGCUGGCACCCCUGGCCCCACCACAGCAGCCCCCUCCUUCUCCACCUCAGCCCUCUCGCCCAGCCCCUUACCCCAACCCUGCCGCCACCCGAGGGGACCGCAAGCAGAAGAAGAGAGACCAGAACAAGUCGGCAGCUCUGAGGUAUCGCCAGAGGAAGCGGGCAGAGGGCGAGGCCCUGGAAGGCGAGUGCCAGGGGCUGGAGGCUCGGAACCGGGAACUGAGGGAGAGGGCUGAGUCGGUGGAGAGGGAGAUCCAGUAUGUCAAGGAUCUGCUCAUUGAAGUGUACAAGGCUCGAAGCCAGAGGACACGCAACAGCUAG